AACAAACGUGGCUUCGGGAAAAGUAUUUGAUCAUAAAAGGCUGCGUUUCGAUCUUUCUCCUAGUUUUCCCCACAGGUUUUGGUGUUUGGUUCCAGAUUUUUCGGACAUCGAAGAAGAAGAAGACGGAAGGAUUAAGGAAAUGGCGGUGGAGCUAAACGCGCGGCCGUUGACGUUUGUGGCGCACGCGCUCGCCAUCGCAGGCGCGAUUAUGGUGCUCGUUUGGAAUAUCAGUUACAGAGGAGGAUUGGCCUGGGAAGCUACCAACAAGAAUCUCAUCUUCAAUCUGCAUCCUGUUCUGAUGCUCAUUGGCUUCAUAAUCAUGGGAGGUGAAGCCAUUAUAAGUUACAAAGCGCUUCCAUUGAAGAAGCCCGUGAAGAAGCUGAUACACCUAAUCCUCCACGCCAUUGCUCUGAUUCUUGGUAGCUGGGGAAUCUCGGCAGCUUUCAAGAACCACAAUGAAGCUGGCAUUGCAAAUCUCUACAGUCUCCACUCCUGGAUCGGGAUCGGUGUCAUCGUUCUCUACGGCCUUCAGUGGCUCUAUGGAUUCGUGGUGUUCUUCUACCCCGGAGGAUCAUCAACUCUCCGCAGUGACUCGCUUCCAUUACACGCUCUUGUCGGCCUCUUUGUAUACAUACUUGCUGUUGGAAACGCGACUUUAGGGUUUCUUGAAAAGCUCACGUUCCUCGAGUCUUCAGGGCUUGACAAGUACGGAUCCGAAGCGUUUCUUGUCAACUUCACGGCCAUUAUCACCGUUCUCUUCGGGGCCUUUGUUGUGCUCACCGCCAUUGCCAAGCCCGCUUCUUCUGACGACGAUAACUACAGUUACUCAGCUAUAUGAGCCAUUGUGUGGACUAGGGCUUUCUGCAUCUGCGGCUAUAUCUCCCAAACUGUUAUUAUUUGUAAUGCAUCUGUAAUUAAAACACGUGUUUCAGCUUCUUCAGUCAAGACUUUGCGACUGAUGGUGUGGAAAUUUCAAUAAGUUUGAGAAAUUUGGAAACUUGUAUUAUUCUUUGGAUAAAAGUUUCUUUUAUAUA
Messenger RNA from Tarenaya hassleriana, 1034 nucleotides. RefSeq names its product transmembrane ascorbate ferrireductase 1. The transcript has 4 exons. Lineage: Eukaryota; Viridiplantae; Streptophyta; Magnoliopsida; Brassicales; Cleomaceae. The coding region runs from base 140 to 838 and encodes 232 amino acids. Gene Ontology annotation, molecular function: oxidoreductase activity. The record is from RefSeq and is a predicted model, not a curated record.